Fonsecaea multimorphosa CBS 102226 is the source of this 1863-nucleotide messenger RNA. RefSeq lists its product as uncharacterized. Gene Ontology annotation, biological process: intracellular calcium ion homeostasis. Bases 1 to 1863 code for a protein of 620 amino acids. Gene Ontology annotation, cellular component: perinuclear region of cytoplasm. The record is from RefSeq and is a predicted model, not a curated record. Lineage: Eukaryota; Fungi; Ascomycota; Eurotiomycetes; Chaetothyriales; Herpotrichiellaceae. The transcript has 2 exons.
AUGUCCUAUGAUGUGCGAGCCUUUGAAACUCACCUCGAUUCAUUGGACAGACUGACGACAGUGGCGCUGGGUGGCGUGCAAGAGGAAAGCAGGGGUGCCUCCAGCCUUGUCCGAAAAGACCCAUACCAAGUCGACAUGGACUGUGGCGUAUCAGCACGUGACUGUGGCUGGUGUGUGGCUGACUUUUCACCUGCGCAGCCUCGCCUGCAUCUUCGAAAGGCAAGAUUCACACCGGUCGGUGACUAUGUCAACGCCUCGGAAACCGAAACAACAGAUCCAAAGAACUAUGACCAAAUUAUCCAUCUCCCUUCUUCUAUAACCCAGAUGGCUGCUCAUCAUAUCUCUCUUGCCAAAGCCUCCUUUGGCGCUUCUCUCCUGCGGCCGGACGUGACAAAGGUCUCUCGCGACGACCUCCCCACCUUUCACAACGCCUUCGAGGCUACCCUUACCCAAUGCUCGAGUCGCAAUAUACAGACGUGUAAACAAUGGCUGUUGGAAAAUGUCGUUGUCUCGCCGGCAAGGACCAGCGCAUUAGGGAAAUAUUUGGUCACCAUCUCCCGACAUCUUGCAAACCAGCCAGAUGAAGCGAUCCGCGCAAGAGUCUCGCGCCAGCGACUCCAUAUCCUUUAUCUGUUAAAUGACCUUCUUCACCACGCCAAAUAUCACGAAGCCGACGUCGCUCUUCGCAACAACCUGGCACACUCUCUCCAAUCAUUCCUGCCCGACCUAUUCCAAAUCUGUGCAUCAGAGGCAAAAGGUCGCGUGCGCAGGCGGCUAUUCGAUUUGAUUGACCUGUGGAAAGAGGAGGGGUACUUUGACAGACAAGUUACCGAUCAACUGCACGAUGUCCUCAACGGCGUCACCCCGGAGUCCAACCCGACCUUUGAAGCAGAGGUUCAGCGCAAGAGUGCAGACAAAGAACUCCCGUACCUUAUCCCCUCGACACACGGCGACCCUUCGUUACCCUUCUACGAUCUGCCAGCCGGCAAUCUGAUGCGCCACAUUAUCCCGAACAGCUCGCAGCCGAUGCGCCCUGAUGAGGUCCGGGCACUCCAGUUCUCUGCAGGCCCCGCAGAUGAGAGCUUGGUCUCUGCGCUCAAAGACUUUUUGAACGAUGUCAAAGGCAUUGAAACCACCCUCCCAAGGCUUGAACAGUCUGGCCUAUCCCCAGAGAUUGAUGAGUUGGGUCAGAUCUCAUACCAUGAUGAAGCGGGAGAUGUGGUCGGCGACACUUACUAUGGAUGGUCUCGUUCGUUUUGUGACAAGAUGAAGAAGCGUGGCAGGAAGGGCUCGGCUGGAUCGUCUCGACGUUCAAGAUCACGAAGCUCGGAUCGCAGUCGAAGCGCGACACCUCAGAAGCGCAGACGUCGGAGUAUUUCGACCAAUGGACGCUCCAGAUCCUCAAGGUCGUACAGCCGCUCACCUCCCGCGCGCAGGUCCGACAAACCGAGAAGACAAUGGAGUCGAAGUCGCAGCCGUUCACGCUCCAGAAGCGACCCAUAUUCUCCUAGCGACCAUCAUCCACGAUACGAGCAACCUCCAAGAUUCGAUCCAUCACCAGGACACAGCAAUACAAAUAUCGUACCUGGUCCUCCACCUCCACCAUCUCUAGCAAUGCCAUUUCCGCCUAUGCCCCUACCUCCUACGGGUAUACCGGUACCUCCUCCCAGACCACCGCAAUGGGUGGGCGCAUGGCCUCCUCCUCCGCCUCCUCCAUUUCCCCAAGGCAAUGUAGGAUAUCGAAAUGCUCCCUUCCCCCCUCAUCUUCCCCCACCACCAACGUUUGCCCCUCCGCCCAGCAGCUGGACGCAAUAUCCCAGGACGCCAUCUGGACAGAACAAUCAGUACGGAGACAGGCGCUGA